AUGGGUAAUUUCUUUGACUACUGGUCUUGUGAUUGGAUGUUCGACAGCCAUUCCUGGUGGUGUUUCUUACACCAAGUAACACGAAAUAAUAGUGUCGGAGGAAAACAGUCGUUGGGAUUGCAGAUUUUAGACCUGAUUAAAUAUUUAAAUGCAUUUAUUUACUUAUUUUAUCGAUAACAAUUGACAUUUAUAGACUUUCUGUUCUUGACCAAAUCCUGACGGUUCUUUUACUUCCCAAAAUUCCGCCAUUUGUUUUACUGCGCAUGCGCGUCGAUCCCAGCCCCACCUCCUUGAGAGCCAUGUGGAUGUAAACGGUAAAUGUAUACGGUCGGUAGUUGCUCUUAUAUUUUUUAUUGUUUAACACGAAAGGCUGACGGUGUUUGGAUCAGGAUGUCCGCGGACAGUGCGAGCCUGCAGGCGCAGGUAGAGUCGGUGCUGUCGGCGUUGGUUAAAACGGCCACGGUUGAGUUGACCAGGCUGUUCGAGAGCAGGUACCGAGCCUUGGCUGCUGCUGUCGAUGUGGGCCGCACUGAGGUCCGAAAAGAAACCAGAACAACGGAGAGUUUGUCUGCCGUGGUCACUAAACACAGCGUAGGAGUCCAAAUAGACGGAGAUGAUGACCUUUUGCAGGAAUUCGGUGGUUUCACAUUGUUUUCAAACCAUCAGCGUCUGGAUCAAUGCAAGGAGGAGGAGGAGGAGGAGGAGGAGAAAGGCUGUCCAAUCCCUAUUGGGCUCCCCCUGCCUGAAGAAAAUGGCCAGGUUGAAUCCGUGAAUUUAUCCUCUAACACACAGAAUUUGGCAGAUUCUACAGUAGUUUUAGAAAUAAAGAAGUCCACUGAUGAAGAGACCCCGACAGAAGUUGUUUUGCAAGUGUGUAUGGACACCCCUGUGCUGAGCUCUACGAAGAAAGAGACACCUCUAGUCCUCUUGGCAAAUAACACUGAUGUCACUGCUGGUGAAAAUGUGACCUUUGUUUGCCCUCUGAUCCUGAAGCCGGAGACUCCAGGUCCCAAACCUGAGUGUUUAACUAAGCCUGUUGAAGCAGAGCCUCCUCAGGCCUGUGUUAGCACUGCUAAGGGCACCGCCUACAGUCCAUCUCCUUCUGACGGAGCCAUGACACCUGCUCCGGCCGGACUUUGGGAAAAGGUCCUGGCCUCAAAGAAGCCUAAUGGGAGCCUGAACAUGAAGCUGAACCCGACUUCUCCUGACCAAAAGUUGCUGAGGCCCUGUGCAGUGCCGCUGGUGAACAUCCUCACUAUACCUGAUUCCCAUUUAAAGCUUGAGGACAACCCCAAAACUGGCUACCUGCUGCCCAAAGAACUGCGUCGACACCAGAGUUAUCACACUGGACAUCGUCUCUGCUGCUUCGAUCCGUGUGAAAACGGCGUGUGGCGUCUCCAGAGCAUCGUCGCCCACUGCCGUGAUGGAUACACCUGCAGCAACUGUGGGAAAACCUUCAAACACAGAAAGAUUCUGCGACGGCACGAACGUUUCCACACAGGAGAGAAACCAUACCAGUGCGUCGUCUGCGCUAAGAUGUUCGUUUUAAAGAAGAGCCUCCGCCGUCACCAGAGGUUCCACACCGGCGAGAGGCCGCACUCGUGCGCGCUGUGCAACAAGAGCUUCCGUCUGCGCGACAAUCUGAAAGCUCACAUGAGGUUCCACAGUGGGGAGAAACCUUUCAGCUGUGCCACGUGUGGGAAGACGUUCAGGAUCGGGAGGAACCUGGAGAAGCACAAGCUGAGCCAGUGUGGAUUCUUCGUUCCGUCUUUUAAGAUAAUCGCUGGACGAUAGCUGUUGACUACUGAACCACGAGUUCUUCUACCUCAGACUGAAAACACUUUUAGAGGUCUUUGACUAAGCUGUAGAGAACCACAUCUUAUGUCACAUGGUCUUUGUAUAAAUACACACUAGUCAUGUCUUUUCUGUCAUAGUCUUUUUAACUAGCUUUAAAGUUUGUCUUUAAAAACCAGAAGUACUGUUGAUAUUUUCACCGUUUCUCCUCUGUUAGAAUACACUUACACAAGAAUAGUAACAUUUUUGUGGCAGAUGUGCGUGUUAUGUUAUGUCUAUGAAGAUUCUCAGUAAUCUAGGUCAUGGUCGAGGUAGAAGAAGUCUCUUGGAUGAGAGGAGAUAUCUUCUUUGAGAAAAUCUCAGAACUCUUUAAUCUUGCAUUCAGUUGUUAGUCCACUGAAUCACUGAAGUCUUUGGAGUUUGUUUUUUUACUCUGACUUUUGUCUUUAUUCCCUCUAUAGUCACUUUGUAGCCACUCCCAAGGCAGACUGUUUUGUGCAAAUACUGUUUCACUGUUUCAUAUAUUUUUUUAAAAAACAAGGGUAGGUACAUUUUGUAUAUUGUAUACAAUUAAAAAGACAAAAAUGUA
Cynoglossus semilaevis (tongue sole) is the source of this 2383-nucleotide messenger RNA. RefSeq names its product zinc finger protein 250-like. Gene Ontology annotation, cellular component: nucleus. Lineage: Eukaryota; Metazoa; Chordata; Actinopteri; Pleuronectiformes; Cynoglossidae. The coding region runs from base 319 to 1794 and encodes 491 amino acids. The record is from RefSeq and is a predicted model, not a curated record. Gene Ontology annotation, molecular function: RNA polymerase II cis-regulatory region sequence-specific DNA binding; DNA-binding transcription factor activity, RNA polymerase II-specific. The transcript has 4 exons. Gene Ontology annotation, biological process: regulation of transcription by RNA polymerase II.